AUGUUACCGACUGCAUUUCGAUGUAUGAGAUUGUUUUUUAUGUAUCGACUCAAUUUACAAAAAACAAACAUUUUCGAAAGAGCUCUCGUAGCCCAGUCACAUGCCAAAAUUUCCAACGCCAUCUCUUCCAUCAUUCCCGAUGAAGUUCAAAAAUUAGAAAAUGAUACACUCGCCACUCCAAGAAAUUCAUCUCGAACCAAUUCAACAGCUCAUUUCAUUGUAGAUACUUCUCGAAAAUCUUCAACGAGUCAUUUAAUCAUUCAAAUGGAUCAAUCCUUUCAUCAUGAACAAUCAUUGGAAACAAAAACACCUCGUGAAAAUACACCAAAAGAGGAAACUGUCAAAAAUCCUUCUGUGAACGCAUCUCAAGAGGAUGCUUCCGAUUCGUUCAAUGAACCAUCCAAUUCUCUCGAUCGAAAAUGUAUUGAAUCUCCUCCAACGAAUACAGAAUUUUCUGCUGGACUAAAAUAUGAUGAAUAUGUCAGUACAGAAGUCACGGAAGAAACCACUGCUGACAUGAUGACAGACGGAAGAACCACUUGGAAUGGAGAUCAUUUUCGUGACAUUUUAGAACUAAAAUCAGAAAUUAACAAAUUCAAAUUUUACAAAUUCAUGUUAAGCUACAAGGUUCUCAUCAUUACUUACCUUACCGUCUUGUUCAUUCAAAUGGCCAUGUGGUUAAUUUUGGGAGGAGUCGAAGAAGCUGUCUACACUUCUGGUUCGACCACUCCAGGAACAAAACGAAUUUUUUUAUUGGAAGGAGGAAUGCUAGUGUUUGAGCGAGGAUGUUCCAUGUCCACAACUAUGGUGUUGAUUAUUGCAGGAGAAUCUGUGUUUUACAUGAUUUUUGAAAUUGUAGCAUUUGUAUUGUGUGUGAAAUCGGAUCGAGAUACUUGGGCUAUUAAGAAGGAAGCAUUAAGCUUGAUUAUUUUUCAAGUCUUGUUUGUGAUUGCAUUUGUUGUGGCUGGAUUGUUGGAUAUUGUGGUGGUCUUGACAGAUUAUUUUGUACCAUAUGGAUACACGUUGAUGUUUUAUUCAUUUUUGGAAGUCAUUGUCACAGUGACAUGUCCAGUUGUGUAUGCAAUUGUGAGAGAUUAUAGAGAGAUGAGACGUUCCAAGUAUCAGAAAGAAACCGAAUUGGAAUCGAUUUUGAAGAAUAAGAAAUUGUUUGAGAGACUUUUGGACUAUUCUCGUAGAAGUUUUGCUCCUGAGAGCGUGUUGUGUUAUCGUGACAUUCAACAUUUCAAAAAGUCGAAAAGCAAUCAGAAAAGAAAGGCUGCUCAAUUUAUUGUCAACACUUAUUUGCAACAAGGUUCACCUCUUGAACUGAAUAUUGACAAUGUGAAUGAACGAGGAGAAGACUAUACAAGAAAAAUCGCUGAAUUUACUGAAGAUGCUAAAAUUCCAAAGACCUUGUUUGAUGAGUUGGAAAUGGCUUGCUUGGUCGACAUGAGAGAUGUGUUCACAAGAGCUCAAGUCGAUGACAAGGAAAUAUUCAACGCAGUCCAACAAUGGAAAAAGGCUCAAGCAAACAUCAAACUAGAGGAAGUCAAAAGGUGA
Molecule: messenger RNA, 1560 nt
Organism: Naegleria lovaniensis
Lineage: Eukaryota; Heterolobosea; Eutetramitea; Acrasida; Naegleriidae
Exons: 2
Coding region: 1-1560 (519 amino acids)
Source: RefSeq, a predicted model, not a curated record